UCCCUGCUUACCUUUUGAACUUUUCCUCCACCAAGCCCUCUCACCAUGAACAGACAAGCCUGCAAGACGACCUUCAGCAGUGGGGGCCGGGGCUUCUCCGGCCGCUCAGCUGUGGUCUCCGGCAGCAGCAGGAUGAGCUGCGUGGCCCGCUCUGGGGGAGCCAGCGGUGCAGGGGCCUGCGGCUUCCGCAGUGGGGCCGGUGGGGCCGGCGGCUUUGGCAGCCACAGCCUCUACAACCUGGGCGGCACCAAGAGCAUCUCCUGCAGCGUGGCUGCUGGCUCUCGGGCUGGGGGCUUUGGGGGUGGCCGUAGCAGCUAUGGCAGUGGUUUUGGGGGUGGCUAUGGAGGUGGCUUUGGUGGAGGUUUGGGUGGUGGCAGAGGAAUGGGAGGUGGCUUUGGAGGAGCAGGUGGCUUUGGUGGGGCUGGUGGCUUUAGGGGAGCUGGUGGCUUUGGGGGCCCAGGUGGCUUUGGUGGGCUUGGUGGCUUUGGUGGCCCUGGUGGCUUUGGUGGUCCAGGUGGCUUCCCCGGGGGAAUCCAGGAAGUGACCAUCAACCAGAGCCUCCUGCAGCCCCUUAACGUGGGGAUUGACCCCCAGAUUGGGCAAGUGAGGACCCAGGAGAGGGAGCAGAUCAAGACCCUCAACAACAAGUUUGCCUCCUUCAUCGACAAGGUACGUUUCCUGGAGCAGCAGAACAAGGUCCUGGAGACCAAGUGGAACCUGCUCCAGCAGCAGGGGACCAACUCCAUCACGGGCACCAACAACCUGGACCCCCUGUUUGAGAACUACAUCAGCUCCCAGCGGAGCUACCUGGACGGUGUCUUGGGGGAGAGAGGCCGCCUGGAAUCAGAGCUGAGGAACAUGCAGGACCUGGUGGAGGACUUCAAGAAGAAAUAUGAGGAUGAAAUCAAUAAACGCACAGCUGCUGAGAAUGAAUUUGUGACCCUGAAGAAGGAUGUGGAUGCAGCCUACAUGGCCAAGGUGGACCUGCAGGCCAAGGUGGACACCCUCAUAGAUGAGAUCAACUUCCUGAGGGCCCUCUAUGAUAUGGAGCUGUCCCAGAUGCAGAGCCACGUCAGCGACACCUCUGUGGUCCUGUCCAUGGACAACAACCGCUCUCUGGACCUGGACAGCAUCAUCGCCGAGGUCAAGGCCCAGUACGAGGACAUCGCCCAGAGGAGCAAGCUGGAGGCUGAGUCCCUGUACCAGACCAAGCUUGGGGAGCUGCAGUCCACGGCAGGCAGACACGGUGAUGACCUGAAGAGCACCAGGAGUGAGAUCAUGGAGCUCAACAGGAUGAUCCAGAGGCUGCAGGCCGAGAUCGAGAACGUCAAGAAGCAGAACGCCAACCUGCAGGCCGCCAUUGCUGAAGCUGAACAGCGUGGGGAGCUGGCCCUCAAGGACGCCAAUGCCAAGCUUCAAGAAUUACAAGCCGCCCUGCAGCAGGCCAAGGAUGACCUGGCCCGGCUGCUGCGGGACUACCAGGAGCUCAUGAACGUGAAGCUGGCCCUGGACGUGGAGAUCGCCACCUACAGGAAGCUGCUGGAGGGCGAGGAGUGCAGGAUGUCUGGAGAGUGCCAGAGUGCCGUCAGCAUCUCCGUGGUCAGCAGCAGCAACACCACGUCGGCCAGGGCUGGCGGCUACGGUGGAGGCAUCGGAGGAGGCAUCGGAGGAGGCAUCGGAGGAGGCAUCGGAGGUGGCAUUGGAGGAGGCAUCGGAGGAGGCUUUGGAGGAGGCUUUGGAGGAGGCUUUGGAGGAGGCAUCGGAGGAGGUCUCGGAGAAGGCAUUGGAAGCAUCCGACCAGGAGGGGGCGCCGGCAGCGGCUUUGUCCCGGCCAGGCUCAGCGGCGGGGGCUUCAGCUCCGGCAGCAGGGGCAGCACCGUCAAGUUCUCCCAGUCCUCCCAGCGCAGCUCCAGAUAAACAGCGCUCACCUGCACGCUCACCUGCACGCUCCCCUCAACCACGCCCCUGCCCUCCAGCA
Erinaceus europaeus (western European hedgehog) is the source of this 1978-nucleotide messenger RNA. RefSeq names its product keratin 3 (gene KRT3). Gene Ontology annotation, molecular function: structural constituent of skin epidermis. Gene Ontology annotation, cellular component: keratin filament. Gene Ontology annotation, biological process: keratinization; intermediate filament organization. The transcript has 9 exons. The coding region runs from base 46 to 1917 and encodes 623 amino acids. Lineage: Eukaryota; Metazoa; Chordata; Mammalia; Eulipotyphla; Erinaceidae. The record is from RefSeq and is a predicted model, not a curated record.